ACCUUGUUAUAUGUUUAUAAAAUAUUAAUUAUGGCUCACUGUUUAGCAAGAACUGCUCUUGACAAUUUAAAUGCUUUAAAGAACAGUUUUUUAAGGCUCAGUAUUACAGAUCCAAUUACCAUACCAAAUAGAGGUCGAAAACAACUGGGAAAACGACCAGUUUUGAGAAAUCCUAUAUGGUUUGUUCGAAAAGAAAGAACUUUGAUGAAUGAAUUUCUCACAAAAGAAAAUGAAAGUUUUGUCAAAGAUAUAGUUCACGAUAAGUAUGGAGAACCUGUUGUUAUUGGUGGCUUUCAAACCUAUGCAAAAAGUGGAGGAAUUUUGAAGGAAGAGUUACAAUUGCCAAAAACUGAAUGGACACCUCGGUCUGUUAGAAGCGGAGUAAUUGCGAGGAAAAUAGGAGUUUAUCCAUUGUGGUUUAAAGAUGGAUCUAAAAUAUAUACUACUCUAUUACAAAUAGUUGAUAAUCAUGUCAUAAAGUAUAUACCACCUGGUGAAAUAAAUCAAAAUCAUAGACCUAGAAAACCUAUUGUUAACCCAAACAAAUAUGGAGCAUUACUCGUUGGUGCUGAGAGUGUUGACCCGACAUUACUCACCAAGGAAUAUUGUGGAUUAUUUAAAAAUUCAGGUGUCAUGCCAAAACGUAUAUUGGGCAGGUUCCUAGUUACACCUAAUGCUGCCCUGAACCCAGGCACUCCUUUGACAGCUGCUCAUUUUAGGGUUGGAGAUUAUGUUGAUAUUCGAGGAAAAACGAUAGAUCGUGGUUUUCAAGGUGUUAUGAAAAGAUGGGGCUUUAAAGGUAUGCCUGCUUCACAUGGUGUAACUAAGACACAUCGUAGGCCAGGUAAUAUAGGUGGUGGUGGAGAAAAAGCACGUGUUUGGCCUGGUACAAAAAUGCCUGGGCAUAUGGGUAACAGAUGGCGCAUACACAAAGGUGCCCGAAUUUGGCGAAUUAAUACAAAAUAUAACGUGCUGUAUGUUUCUGGCUUAGCUAUUCCUGGAGAUACAAAUUCAUUUUGCUAUGUUUAUGAUACAAUGUUACCUCUAAGAAAACCUAAAGAAGCUCCACCAUUUCCGACUGCUUUCCCAAAUGUAGAUGAUGAUGAUAUACCUGAAGAUCUUUAUUGUGAAGAAUUGCAUCAAUUUGGUGAUCCUACAAUUACAUUUGAGGAAUCAAAAUAAAUUUUAAUUUGUAUAAAAAU
Molecule: messenger RNA, 1202 nt
Organism: Ctenocephalides felis (cat flea)
Lineage: Eukaryota; Metazoa; Arthropoda; Insecta; Siphonaptera; Pulicidae
Product: 39S ribosomal protein L3, mitochondrial-like
Exons: 6
Coding region: 31-1182 (383 amino acids)
Biological process (GO): translation
Cellular component (GO): ribosome; mitochondrial large ribosomal subunit
Molecular function (GO): structural constituent of ribosome
Source: RefSeq, a predicted model, not a curated record